GGCGACGGCUCGUGCUCUCAGCUACACCAGGGCGGACUUUCCCCAGGACUUCGUCUUCGGGGCCGGCACGUCGGCCUACCAGUACGAAGGGGCGACGGAUGAGGACGGAAGAAGCCCAAGCAUCUGGGACACUUUUACUCAUGCAGGGAAAAUGCCAGACAAGAGCACCGGCGAUUUGGCCGCAGACGGCUACCACAGAUACAAGGAGGAUGUGGAGUUGAUGAGCGAGACUGGCCUGGAGGCCUACCGGUUCUCCAUUUCUUGGUCUAGGCUCAUUCCAAGAGGAAGAGGACCCGUCAAUCCCAAGGGGCUGGAGUAUUACAACAACCUGAUAAACGAGCUAACAAAACGAGAAUAUUCGGAACAGUCUUUCUCAUGCUCAGAUGGUUAUGCCGUCCAACCUUAUGCAGGAAUCCAGAUACAUGUGACUCUGUACCACCUCGAUUUCCCUCAGAUCCUGGAAGACGAGUACCAUGGCUGGCUGAGCCCCAGGGUCGUGGAUGACUUCACGGCGUUCGCGGAUACGUGCUUCCGGGAGUUCGGCGACCGGGUGCAGCACUGGACCACCAUGGACGAGCCCAACGUGAUCUCCGUCGCCGCCUACGACAGCGGCGCCUUCCCACCGUGCCGCUGCUCGGCGCCCUUCGGGAUCAACUGCACGACGGGGGACUCCACCGCGGAGCCCUACACCGUGGCACAUAACUCCAUCCUCGCUCACGCCUCCGCCGUCAGGCUCUACAAGGAAAAGUACCAGGCCACGCAGAAGGGCGUCGUCGGCAUGAACGUCUACAGCUUCUGGAACUACCCCUUCUCCUCUAGCCCUGCCGACAUCGCCGCCACCCAGAGAUCGCUGGACUUCAUGAUCGGCUGGAUCUUGGACCCCUUGGUGUAUGGAGACUAUCCUGAGAUCAUGAAGAAGAAAGCUGGAUCACGGCUUCCAUCAUUCACAAAAGAACAGUCGGAGCUAAUCCGUGGAGCCAUCGAUUUCGUCGGUAUAAACCACUACACGUCGGUGUACGUGAGCGACAGGAAGAGCAGCGCCGACACCAGCCUCCGGGACUACAAUGCCGAUAUGUCGGCCACCUUCAGAAAGUCAAGGAAUGAUAGUGGUACUGGUCAGUUUAUCCCUAUCAACAUGCCGAAUGAUCCGGAAGGGCUGCAGUGUAUGCUCAAGUACCUCACGGACAGAUACCCGAGCAUUCCUAUCUACGUGCAAGAAAAUGGCUAUGGACAGCUCUUGGUCGACUCGGUUAAUGAUCAUAACAGAGUGGAGUACUUGAGUGGCUACAUCGGCAGCACGCUGGCUGCACUCAGGAACGGAGCCAACGUAAAGGGCUACUUUGUUUGGUCAUUCAUGGAUGUGUUCGAGCUACUAGCGGGCAAUUAUUUGCGAUACGGACUGCACUACAUCGACUUUCAGGAUCCUGGGCUGGCAAGGCAGCCAAAGCUCUCUGCCAAGUGGUACUCCAAGUUCUUGAGGAGUGAAAUCGGGAUAAACUUAGAGAACAUGGUUAGUCCCAAUGCAAGGUCACAUGCUCAGGAAUGAGGUUAACUAGCACUCUAGCAGUGCAUAGAAAUCAGGUUGGAGUGGCUACAAAAACAAGCAAAAGAUCAGACCGUUGCUUAUAGCUUUUCUUGUUCAUUUUACAAAGAAUAUUUGUUCGUCUUUCUUGAUCAUGGCUCACCAUCUUACUUGAUCGUGGCUCACCAUCAGGUGUUUCUUUGAUGAGCAAUAGGUUAUAGGUGUAUACUGUUCUUGUUGUCAUGACCCAUUACACCAACCUAGGUAAUCAGAGAUAA
Molecule: messenger RNA, 1800 nt
Organism: Lolium rigidum
Lineage: Eukaryota; Viridiplantae; Streptophyta; Magnoliopsida; Poales; Poaceae
Product: beta-glucosidase 22-like
Exons: 12
Coding region: 152-1546 (464 amino acids)
Biological process (GO): carbohydrate metabolic process
Molecular function (GO): beta-glucosidase activity
Source: RefSeq, a predicted model, not a curated record